Molecule: messenger RNA, 2146 nt
Organism: Phoenix dactylifera (date palm)
Lineage: Eukaryota; Viridiplantae; Streptophyta; Magnoliopsida; Arecales; Arecaceae
Product: protein HOTHEAD-like
Molecular function (GO): flavin adenine dinucleotide binding; oxidoreductase activity, acting on CH-OH group of donors
Source: RefSeq, a predicted model, not a curated record
GAGAGGGAGAGAUAAUGAGAGAAAUAAGGGAGGAGUAAGGAGUAGGUAGGAGCAGGAAGAUCCAGCCUUGUGCUUUUCUUUUAUGUCAUGGCUUGCAAGAAGGAAGAGCUUUUUCUUAAAAUCUUGCUUUUCCUCACCAUACUUGGAUCAACCCAAGGUAGGAGGUUCCACAAGCCGAGGCGGCCACAUCUCGAGAGAGCAAGCAGCUUCUUUUCAACACCACCACAAAGUUAUGACUACAUCAUAGUGGGUGGGGGCACAGCAGGGUGCCCCUUAGCUGCCACCCUUUCCCUGAGAUACAAAGUUCUGCUGCUAGAGAGAGGUGGCUCCCCCUAUGGGAAUCGCAACAUCUCCUUGAUGGAGAACUUCCACAUCUCUCUGGCUGACACCUCUCGGAGUUCCCCUUCUCAACCGUUCAUUUCCACCGACGGGGUCAUCAAUGCCAGAGCUAGAGUCUUAGGUGGGGGGACUUGCAUUAAUGCCGGUUUCUACACCAGAGCCAGCCCGAGCUAUGUGAGGGCAGCAGGUUGGGAUGGUGAGCUGGUGAACGAGUCAUAUCCAUGGAUCGAAAAGAGGAUCGUCCACUGGCCCAAGAUCGCACCAUGGCAAACCGCACUGAGGAACGGGCUGCUAGAAGCUGGUGUGUCACCAUUCAAUGGAUACACCUUCGACCAUUUGUAUGGGACCAAGGUUGGCGGCACCAUCUUCAACAAGAAUGGCUUCCGACGCACCGCUGCCGAUCUGCUCGCCGCCGGAAACCGACGGAAUCUCAAAGUCUUGCUUCAUGCCACUGCUCAGAAGAUUAUCUUCGAUACGCAAGGGCAGCAGCCCAAGGCAGUGGGAGUCCUCUUCAAGGAUGAGAACGGCUUGCAGCACCAAGCAGUCCUUAAUGGCGAGGAGCGCAGUGAAAUUCUAUUGUCUUCUGGUGCACUUGGCAGCCCUCAACUGCUGCUUCUUAGUGGAAUUGGACCCAAGGAAGAUCUCAUGAAGCUAAACAUUUCAGCGGUGUUUGACAAUCGGCAUGUCGGAAAAGGCAUGUCGGACAACCCCAUGAACUCAAUCUUCAUACCCACCAAGAAGCCUGUGGAGCAGUCCCUGAUACAGACCGUAGGGAUCACGAAGAUUGGUUCGUUCAUUGAGGCCAGCAGCGGCUUCGGCCAGUCAUCAGACAGCAUUCGCUGCCACCAUGGAAUCAUGUCUGCUGAGCAGAUUGGGCAACUCUCCACCAUCCCUCCGAAGAAACGAAGCCUGGAGGCGGCCAGGGAGUAUUCUAGGAGCAAAGGGAGCCUGCCCCGGGAGGCCUUCCAAGGGGGCUUCAUACUCGAGAAAAUUGACGGCCCGCUCUCCACCGGCGAACUCAACCUCGCCGACACGAACGCCGACAACAACCCAUCCGUCACCUUCAACUACUUCAGCCACCCGUACGACCUCCAACGCUGCGUCUACGGGAUCAGGAUGAUCGGGAAAAUUGUGCAGACGAGGCAAUUUGCUAACCUUUCCGACGACCACUUCUACUCCAUGGAAAGGUUGCUGAAUAUAAGCGUGAAGGCAAAUGUGAACUUGAUUCCCAAACACACCAAUGAUACUGCAUCGCUCGAGCAGUUCUGCAGGGAUACAGUGAUCACAAUCUGGCACUACCAUGGCGGAUGCCAUGUGGGGAAGGUAGUCGACCGUGACUACCGAGUUCUUGGCAUCGCCGGCCUGCGAGUGAUCGACGGCUCGACAUUUGUGAACUCGCCUGGGACUAACCCUCAGGCAACUGUCAUGAUGCUGGGAAGAUACAUGGGAGUGAAGAUGCUGAGGGAAAGGUUAGGGAGAGCAGGAGUGCAGCUGUGACUGAUGGAAAAAAAAAAUGCAUAACAUAGUACUAAUUCUUGCCAGGUUUCAUCUCGAGGCAAUCAAGUGAAAAAUAAAAAAAGAGAGAGAGGGGGAGAAAAGAAAUGGUAAAUUCAUCUGUCUUGGCCUUUCUAGGUUUCUCUGGAAAACAAUUGGUUGUACUGUGAACAGUCAAUGAUAUCCUGUUUUAUUAGGAUCUAGAUUGCUGCAUCAUGUACAAACUCUUAAGAAGUUGAAAUUCUCUUGACGAUCAAAAGUUCAUGCUUAAAGGUGUUUUUGGGCUCAGUAUGGUGGCUAUUUUAACUACUCU